Messenger RNA from Aplosporella prunicola CBS 121167, 1476 nucleotides. RefSeq lists its product as uncharacterized. NCBI's taxonomy places the organism in Eukaryota, Fungi, Ascomycota, Dothideomycetes, Botryosphaeriales, Aplosporellaceae. The coding region runs from base 1 to 1476 and encodes 491 amino acids. The record is from RefSeq and is a predicted model, not a curated record. The transcript is spliced from 2 exons. Gene Ontology annotation, molecular function: protein binding.
AUGUUAGUUCGGAGGUGGGAAAAGUGUCCCCCGCUUUGUCCGUCCACCGCACCCCAACUUUCACUUUCGACUCACACCGCCACAUUCUUGGCAACCAGGCAGCCUAGUUACAAAGUUCCUACUCGCCCACUUCCCCCUCCAAACCUCUCCCUCAACUCAAGACAACCACGAACCACAGACCAACUGCUACAGAGACAAUCGACUACGACUCUAUCCGGCUGUCGCCCGCCAUGGCGGCUCCGGAUACACACAGAGCUCGCCGUAGCUCAUGCUGCCGACGUUCCUUCGCUGCUGGAAACCCUACCCGAAGAAAUCAUUUGCGAAAUUGCUGCACAUCUCGAAUUCGCCGGCCUAUGCGCGCUGCGUCUCACUUCGCAUACAAUGGCCUACAAAUCAGAAUUUACGUUCAGAUCAAACUACAGAUGUAGAGACAGGUUUGUCAAUCUCACGAUGGAAGGACUCGAAAAGCUACAUGAGAUGUCUCUGGACCCACUAUUUUCGCAGUCCAUUACGAGACUCUAUUUCAGACACCCCUCCUCUUUGAGCGAACUUGCAGAGAAAGCAGAGUUCGUGGGAAACCAAACCUCGACUCAAACAGUGGAUCCGCGCAUGGCUUUAUUGCUUUCUACUUUGGGAAACCUCAAGGGGGUUAAAAUAGUAGAGCUUGACGAUAAUUGUUAUGGUAACGAGGGAGAGCCUUGGAGCACAUUGUCAAUGCGCGCAAUCUGCAUUGCAGUAAAGGUCCUACGCCCACAACUCAAGAGAAUGAGAUUGCAUGGGUAUUGUCACUGUCAACUUUCGAAAACUGAGGAUGAUGGAGAGAUUGAAGAGACGUCGGACUGGGAUCUCGAGGGCCUGGAAGAUUUGCAAUAUCUUUGUUUGGUUUGUUCCUCCGUCAGGAACACCCAGAGCCCCUCUCCUAAUUACGAAGUCAUAAGACAGAUGACUUGUCUCAUCACUGCUGGAUCCAAAAUAACGGAACUGGAUAUAAGAGUUCUAAAAUACGAUGAAGAUGAACUGCUAGGUCGUCAAUUAGUCCAAAUGUUCAACUCUCUCCAGAACAUCACUAGGUUCACAUCCCUUCAGCUUAUGGGAUUCACGUUCAGAUCGGUAGAUAUCCUCGCUGUGCUCGCUAAGCUCAAAAGUCUUAAGCACCUUGGAUUCUUCGAUUGUAUCCUAAUCGAAGCUGGGAGUUGGAUCGAUGUUAUUCGCUUUAUGAGGAACGGCAUGGAUCUGCAAGGGUUCGGCUUCAGUAGAAACGGAAACCCUGGAUACACGAGAGUUAAGUUUGUCUGGUCAGAGCCAUAUGUCUACUUCAGUAAGAGUUUGCUUGCUGGAGAUGACGGAUGGGUGUAUGUCACAUACUACGAUGACGACACCAGUAUUGGCUGGAGUUAUCCAUCGGCCGUGAAAGAAAGGGGGAUAAAGAAAGUACUUGACGAUAUGAUUGCCGGCUUUACAGAAGUAGAGGAUUAG